UUGCUCCGUCGUCGUAUUUUCGCGCCCGCCGACGCUGUUUCCGGCGGUCCGCUGCACCCGUCACACCGCACAACGGUCUCGCCGCCACGCACCGUCUCCGGCACCGCCGUCACGCCAUUUCUUAGCGCCCCGCAACAGGUAUCCGUCGCGCGCCAAACAUACCCAUCGCCGCCGCCGCCGCCUAGUCCGUUUCCGCGCCCGCACAUGGUACGCCGCUCGACCGUCCAGCACCCGACGGGUCACGUGCACGCGCGCCGACGAUGACGUGCUAAUGACUGGAUGUCACGCGAAUCGCUCAGCACGCCGCCGUCGCGUUCAACCCCGUCCGACUAAAUGGAAGUGUACGUCUUGUUACAGGAUACCAAUUCGAUAUCAAAUUCGACAAACAACGGGACCCCGGAAAAUGACGAGUACGAGGACAGCGGAGAGGUGGCUUUGACAGCGCUGCCACUCUUCUGCAUAGGAUCGUUUCUGAUCGUUGUUAUAUUCUUGUCGAUCGCUGGCAACGUGCUGGUGUGCAUGGCCAUCUACACCGACAGGGGCCUGCGAAGGAUCGGCAACCUGUUCUUGGCCUCGCUGGCGAUCGCCGACCUUUUUGUCGGAGCAUUGGUCAUGACGUUUGCGCUAGUAAACGACCUGCAGGGCUACUGGAUGUUCGGCGCCAAAUUCUGUGACAUAUGGACUGCCAUAGACGUGAUGUGCUCCACCGCAUCCAUACUCAACCUAUGUGCCAUAUCACUCGACAGAUACAUUCACAUCAAAGACCCACUGAGGUACACGACGUACUUGAACCGGAGGAACGCGCUGCUCGGGAUCGCCGGAGUGUGGGCGCUGGCGGCGUUCGUGUCGGUGGUGCCCAUCUGCAUACUGAGCAUCCACCGGCCGCCCAAGCCGGUGGUGUUCCACGCGGGCGACACCGAGUACAUGCGGUGCGCGCUCGACCUGACGCCCGAGUACGCCAUCAUAUCGUCGUGCAUCAGCUUCUACAUACCGUGCGUGGUGAUGAUCGGCAUCUACUGCCGGCUGUACCGGUACGCGCAGAAGCACGUGCAGAGCAUCCGGGCGGUCACCCGGCCGCUGACCACGACCACGACCACGACGACCGCGGCGGCCGCGGCGUCGUCGGCCACGCUGACCGCGGUGCACCACCACACGUCGCCGUACCACGUGAGCGACCACAAGGCGGCAAUCACGGUGGGCGUGAUCAUGGGCACGUUCCUGCUGUGCUGGGUGCCGUUCUUCUGCGUCAACAUCAUCGCGGCGUUCUGCAAGACGUGCAUACCCGAGGCCGCGUUCAAGGUGCUCACGUGGCUCGGCUACUCCAACUCGGCGUUCAACCCCAUCAUCUACUCGAUAUUCAACACCGAGUUCCGGGACGCGUUCCGCCGCAUACUCACCACCCACUACCCGGACUGGUGUUUCUGCAAGGGUUACCGGACGGUGGUGCUCAGCUCGGACGCGUCGUUCCGGCACCACCAGCGGCGGAAGACCACCGGCGGCGGCGGCGGCGGCGGCGGUUGCGAUUUCGUGUCGUCCGCCUCGGCCACGGCCGUCGUCGCCGCGUCCACCGUCGUCAAGCACAACGGCAAGGCGGCCGCCGCGUCCACGGCGUCCGUGCAGCAGUCGUGCGGCGGCGGGGGCGGGGGCGGCGUGUGCGGCCCGCAGGUCGCCAGCCCGAGAUCGUCGGUGGCGUCGCUCCGCCAGUCGCGGCUCAACUCGUCCGAAAAGAUCAUCAUCGAAGCCGACGAGGAGAUCUGACCGCCCCGCGGUGUCCGGCCGCCGCGCGCCACCCACGACAUGCCUCGUUUCGCCGUCGAAUAUCUCGUCUGAACGACAGCGCUCCCCGCAGAAUCACGCGAUAAUAAUAAUAAUAAUGUUCCGUGACGACGUGAUUUCUGUACAUUAUUGGCCCAUAAAUUAUUACGUACGCUGUUAUAAAUAUGUGUAUAGUAUUGCAGUAAUGGUGCGGGGACAGGGGCCGCCGUACCGCCUACGCAGAACAGCGACCGUUUAUUUUAAAUAUAUUAUGUCUCGAGGUAUAUGCGUUUUCUCUGCACCGUCAAACGGCGGAACUGCAGCACUUUGCAGCGUCCGCGGUGUCCGGACCGGUAGUCGACGCUACAGACGCCGAGUCCAGACGCUGAAGGGAAAACGAGUGUACCUGCAGAUACCGAUGUGUUGUGGCUAAAUAGUGUGUUAAAAUCGUUUUCCCUAGUUGAAAGCUUUAGAGAAAAAUCUAAUCCUCGUCGCUGCACGCAUUUCCCGUCCGCGAGUCUCACGCACGCAUCGUAAUAAAACGCGUCCUUUAUCGAUUUUCCGUCGCACAUUGCUAUGUUGCAGUCCAUCCCGCUCGGUACUUACAAUAGGUACUAUCGCAAUAACUAUAAUAAUAUCGCUCACGCAUAACCAAUGAUAACGUAUACACGAGUCCCACUCCCCCGCCUAAAUCGCUGCGGAAAUCACCUCUGCGCGCGGUAAACGGUUUAAUAAAAUCUGUUAUUAUAUAUUUAUUUUUUUAUGAUACGUUUCCUACAGAAAAAAAAACGAAAUUCAAAGCGUAAACGUACGACAAGUUAUGGCUGUUUACAACUUUUCGUAUGGAUUUUCAAACCAAAAGUUUAAAUCCAUAAGCUACCGACAUUAAUAUUAUAAUUCUAGGGACCGGAUGUUGAUCAUUUUUCAUUUUUUUUUUUUUCGAACAUUUUAGACGACGCUUUUAUAGUUAUAAUUGUAUUUAUAAACAUUAUAAUAAACCAUAUAAAUUCUAAAUAAUAUAUUUUCAUUCUGCAAUUGUUGUCAUGCAAGGUCUGAUUUUUUAAUAUUAUCUGUACAGGCCAUUUUCAAAUAUUUUAACCAAGAAAAGAGAUACGAAUAAAUGAAACGUUAUACAAAUAAAAUAACUAGCGAAACUAAAUAAAAAAAAACAAUGUCCGUCUUUAAAACUUAACUCCAGUAGAGGUAUAUAGGUGUAAAACAAACUUUUAUUUUCUCGUAAACAUAAUACUUUUUGUCAUUUAAGACAAUACAAAUUGUUACCACUAAUGAAUAUCAAAUUUAAUUUAAAUCGUAUAAAUCAUCUACUUUUUCUUUUCGAGCGUUUUGCUAUGUUAUUCCAGAUGCCAACAUUUAAU
Messenger RNA from Rhopalosiphum maidis (corn leaf aphid), 3131 nucleotides. RefSeq names its product dopamine receptor 1-like. Gene Ontology annotation, cellular component: membrane. The record is from RefSeq and is a predicted model, not a curated record. Gene Ontology annotation, molecular function: G protein-coupled receptor activity. NCBI's taxonomy places the organism in Eukaryota, Metazoa, Arthropoda, Insecta, Hemiptera, Aphididae. Gene Ontology annotation, biological process: adenylate cyclase-activating adrenergic receptor signaling pathway.